AGUAGCGUGGAGGCACUUCCCUCAUGAACCUCCCUUGAGGCUGUGGUGAUGCGCCAGUGAGCGGUCAGUGGGUGAAGGAGGGCAGCCUUGCGAGUGAGUCAGCCUUUUGGCUUCCCGAAGGGGGAUCGACUGCGAAUCAAAGCGGUUCGGGCGAGACAGAACACGCCUGGCUCGGAAUAUAUUAGUCCAGACCAGAGCGGAUUAGCACGGCUUGGCUUCGCGAGGAUCUCAAAAUGCACAGAUUAACGGGGAAAACGGGAGGAGACAGCUUAAUUGAGAUGAGCCCGACAGACUCUUUCAGCGAUGAUGUAAAUGGCUAUCACCAUCAUGCCUCAACCAGCUCAGGUUCGCUGGAGCAGGGACGAUCGGAGAUUGACAAGCAAAAAUACAGUAAGGACUCCGUGUUCUUCCGUGAUGGAGUGCGCAGGAUCGAUUUUGUUCUGUCCUAUAUUGACGAUAAAGACGAUCAAAGGAAACAGGAAAGGAGGAGGGUGUAUGAAUCCAACUUACAGAAAGUCGGCCUGGAGCUGGAGACAGAAGAUAAAACUGAGUCAGAGGAUGGAAAGACUUAUUUUGUCAAGAUCCACGCUCCAUGGGAAGUACUGGCCACAUAUGCAGACGUGCUGAAAAUCAAGGUUCCUUUCAAGGUCAACGAUAUCCCAGACAACAGCGAGAUCCCCAUGAACUGGCUGUCGACGCCUUUCCGUCUGCCGGAGCACAUCAUGAACCCUGAGCCAGACUAUUUCACAGCUCCAUUCAACAAGAGCAAGUCUGACUUCUUCCUUAUCGAAGACAAAGAGACGUUCUUCCCUCCUUCUACUCGCAACAGGAUCGUCUACUAUAUCCUGGCACGCUGUCCAUACUUUAAGGAUGAAUGUGGGGAUAGAGACAAGAAGGGAAUCAAGAGGUUGCUCAACAAUGGGACCUACACUGCUGCCUUUCCUCUGCAUGAUUCGAGGUACUGGACAAAGUCAAAGGAUCCCAACUGCGAAAGUGAAAGAUUCAAUCUCUACAAAUACUGGGCCAAAUUUUUUUGUUUCUUCAAGGAGCAACCCCUCAAUCUUGUGAGGAAAUAUUAUGGAGAAAAGAUAGGUAUUUAUUUUGCGUGGCUGGGUUUCUACACUGAGAUGCUGUUCUUCGCUGCUGUAGUUGGGACAAUUUGUUUCGUUUAUGGAUUCCUGACAUACGACGACAAUGAAUGGAGUAAAGAAAUAUGUAGUGAGGAAAUUGGAGGCAAUAUUGUCAUGUGUCCACUUUGCGACCAAAAGUGUACCUACUGGAGACUCAACAUAACAUGCAACUCCUCGUGGCAAUCACACCUAUUUGACAAUGUGGCAACUGUGUUUUUUGCCAUAUUCAUGGGGAUUUGGGUGACGCUGUUUCUGGAGUUCUGGAAGAGGCGGCAGGCGCGCCUGGAGUACGAGUGGGAUCUGGUUGACUUUGAGGAGGAGCAACAACAGCUGCAGCUUCGGCCAGAGUAUGAGACCAAGUGCACCAACCGCAAGCUGAACCGCAUCACUCAGGAAAUGGAGCCUUACUUACCCAUAACAAGCAAGUGUGCACGCAUAUGCCUGUCUGGAGCUACCGUCCUGUUGUGGAUCUCAUUGAUCAUUGCCUGCAUCAUUGGGGUCAUAGCAUACCGCUUGGCGGUAUAUGCAUCCUUUGCUAGCAUCAUGAAGAACAAUACCGCCACCAACCUGGACGUGGUUGCCCCCUACGUCACCCCACAGCUGGCCACUUCUGUCACUGCCUCUUGCAUCAACUUUGUUAUCAUCAUGAUCCUCAACCUGUUGUAUGAGAGAGUGGCUAUUAAGAUCACUGACAUGGAAAUUCCGAAGACCCACCUGGAGUAUGAGAACAAACUGACAGUGAAGAUGUUCCUCUUCCAGUUUGUCAACUAUUACUCUUCCUGCUUCUACGUGGCCUUCUUUAAGGGAAAGUUUGUCGGCUAUCCUGGAAAUUAUACCUAUAUGUUUGGAAGCAGCAAACUGAGGAAUGAAGAGUGUGAACCUGGUGGCUGUCUGAUUGAGCUGACCACCCAGCUGGUGAUAGUGAUGACUGGUAAACAGGUGUGGGGCAACAUCCAAGAAGCUCUCGUUCCGUGGCUGAUGAACUGGUGGGGCAGCAGGAAGGCACGAAGUCACCCGGAGAGUCUGUACAGCCGCUGGGAGCAGGACUACGACCUGCAGGGCUUUGGGCAACUAGGCCUCUUCUAUGAAUACCUGGAAAUGGUGAUCCAGUUUGGUUUCAUCACUCUGUUCGUUGCCUCCUUUCCCUUGGCACCCCUGCUGGCACUUAUCAACAACAUCAUUGAGGUCAGAGUGGAUGCCUGGAAGCUCACGACGCAGUUCAGACGCCCUGUAGCAGCCAAGGCCCACAGCAUAGGAGCCUGGGAGGAAAUCCUUGGUGGGAUGGCCGUACUCUCUGUAGUCACAAAUGCAUUCAUCGUGGCCUUCACCUCUGAUAUGAUCCCACGGCUAGUGUACAUGUAUGCCUACCGUACACACGAUGAGCUGAAUAUGAAAGGCUACAUAAACAACAGCCUGUCGGUGUUUAACAUCUCUCAGUUCACCCUAGAAGAAAGGCCUGAGGAAUAUCCAUCCUGGUUCAACAGCAGUAUCACAACAUGCAGGUAUCGCGAUUACCGCUAUCCUCCUGACGAUAAGAAGAGGUACGAACACAACAUGCAGUUCUGGCAUAUUUUGGCUGCUAAGCUGGCUUUCAUCAUCAUCAUGGAGCAUGUUGUGUUUAUGGUCAAGUUCUUUGUGGCCUGGAUGAUUCCUGAUGUUCCAUCUGACGUGAGGGCUCGAGUAAAGAGAGAGCGCUACCUGGUCCAGGAGUACCUCCACAACUAUGAAGUGGAGAAAUUGAAGAUCCAGCUCAGCCAGAACAGCAACAAUGAGUGCACCUGCACACCCAUGAUCUACCCAUCUUUAUCCAAACAUGAGGUGCUCUCAGAGUGCCUCUAGCCCAGCGAGCUGCUGGUCAGUCAGUCAGUGACAAAGAUUUCCCUGCUUGUGUUUUCUGAUACUGACCACCAGUUUGCUGCAAUGCCAUGACACUCGCUAAAGUGCUAGACCUCUUGUUCUUUACUCGCAGCCAUCCCUCUUCUGCUAAUCAAGCGAUAGUAGAAGAUCACACAGGUGAAAGACCAAGUCUCCAUGCAUGCUGAAAGUUUGAGACACUUGACUUUAAACGUCUGUUGCAUAUUUAUGAUUUCUCACUCUCUGUGUUCUAAUUGUGGUGUUGAGGAUGAUCAAAAAUUUGGUUUAAAGAAAGACAAAAUCUUAUACACUGUGUGUCAACCAGAGAGCUUUCUUAUGUUCUAAAUACAAGCCUAUUUAUUGUUAAGUGCCACUAUGAGUAACCAAAGAUUCAAUGCCUUAAUGUGUAAAGCGUAUGUUGUCAUUGGUGUGUCAGUCAAAUGAUAACUAAUGUAGUUUUAAGGCAGAGAGUAUGCUUAUUCUUGAAUAUUUUUUACUGUAUGUGCAGCUUUCUAGAGCCACACAAUAGAAAUUCAUGUUCAGCUCUAUUGUUUGUUUGUUUUUGUUUUUACUGUGAGCAUUGUUUAUUUCUCUGCAUCAAGGUCGCAGCACAACUUUACCAAAACUUUUCCCGUUCUUCACACCACUGGCAGUUAGAAGGCCUAGGCACAUUUUUUUGCUAUAUGCUCACAUUGGCCUCGACAGUUUCUGCAGGCCCAAACCUGACAUGUGAAGUAGCUACUUUGUUUUGUUUUUUUUAAAUGAAGAGAAAUCUGUGCUGCUGUUACUGCUGUGGCGAAGGACAGAUUUUGUCCUGCAGUGGCCAGUUUUUCAGCCACAGAAGCAGCAGCUGGUGCAUGUUGAAUGUUGACAGUGCACCCCAUUCUUGGAGAUGAGAGUGAAGAGAUCCCUUUUUAAUGUGCCUAUGUUUACCAACACAACAGAGCUAAUGAAAGCCAGCCCUCACCUACUGAACUAUGUUUGCUCCAUUACACAAAGCACAUCAGCCAUCACCGCCUUCUUGUGCUUCUGGCUUCCUCAGCCGUGUCUUUGUAGAGAAGGAAAGACACAUUGUUUUCUUUGGGUUUUUUUGCACAAAGCACUUAAUGAAACAUGACUACCGAGAUAUAAAUACGUCAACGUAAUUCUUGUCAUGACACUACAGAUUCAUGAGCAGUGUUUUGAAGUGUGUGCGAGUAACUGUUCCUUUAAAUGGAACGGGAGUCGUGCUGUAGGUAAGGAGUUUAAUGUUCUUUUAAAUGUUAACAAGAAGAUGUCGUUUUUGAUUAGAGAUGAUAUGAAGGACAUUUCACAUUACGUGGUUAUAUAGAGACAUGAGAAAUAUCUGUUACUGAAGUAUUUGAAUUGAAGUAGCUGACUGGUUGUGCUGUAGACUCUGUUCGAGGUGUAUUUACCUGUGACCACCUUACUGUUACAUUUUGCCUUACUUAUUAUGUCUUCCUAGUUGAACCAGUGCCUGUUAAUGCCUUAAUGCAUCUAAUACUUUCCCUUUUCUGUGUAAUUUCCCUUUAUUUAUCUUUCAUGCUCACUUUCUUCCCUCCUGUAUUUCAUUUGUUUUGCUAUAAUAGUUCAAAUGUCCAUGCUUACAGAAAAAGGUGAAGGAGUUUACUGUUUCUUUAUAGUUAAAUUUUUUUUUUCAUUUUCUUAUGUCAUUUUUGUAAACCAGUCCUAUAUCCAAAAUGUGUAAUGUAGCCAAAAAAGAAAUAAAGUACUAAUUAAACUUGA
Messenger RNA from Oreochromis aureus, 4730 nucleotides. It is a transcript of the gene ano5a, whose product is annotated as anoctamin 5a. NCBI's taxonomy places the organism in Eukaryota, Metazoa, Chordata, Actinopteri, Cichliformes, Cichlidae. The transcript has 20 exons. Bases 234 to 2969 code for a protein of 911 amino acids. Gene Ontology annotation, biological process: chloride transmembrane transport. Gene Ontology annotation, cellular component: plasma membrane. Gene Ontology annotation, molecular function: chloride channel activity; protein dimerization activity. The record is from RefSeq and is a predicted model, not a curated record.